AAACCACGCCCAAAACAACCCAGAGGAGCCAAUUACAGUUUGCGUUUCUCACGUUCAGUUUACCACCUUGGAGGGAUGACCCAACUUGUAUUUUCAACAGCGCGAUAGUUAACUUCUAUCGACGCGUGCGUGUAUCCUGCUGUCACUUUCUGUGUUAUCGAGGGCACCCAGGCUCAGAGGGGAAAGAUGAUGAGCAAGACUGUAACGAGGAAACUCCUGGGGUCCAUGUGUGGCUUUCAGACCCCCAGGUUGACCUAUGCUCAGAGUGCUGCAACCGCCCCUCUUCGAGAGAGAGAAAUGAUCAAAAGUAGAGAACUGGAAAAAGAGGAGCUACGUCCACUCUACAUGGACUUCCAGGCAACAACACCUAUGGACCCACGAGUGCUGGAUGCAAUGCUCCCUUACCAAGUGAAUUUCUAUGGCAACCCUCAUUCCAGAACCCAUGCCUAUGGCUGGGAGAGUGAGAGUGGCAUGGAAAAAGCUAGAAAGCAAAUUGCAGAUCUUAUUGCUGCUGAUCCUAGAGAGAUCAUUUUUACAAGUGGUGCCACUGAGUCCAACAAUAUGGCAAUCAAAGGAGUUGCCCGAUUUUACAAAGCCAAGAAGAAGCACGUCAUUACCACACAGACUGAGCAUAAAUGUGUACUAGACUCCUGCCGUGUGCUAGAGUCAGAGGGCUUUGAUGUCACCUACUUACCCGUGAAGACCAAUGGACUCAUCGACCUCCAGCAAUUAGAAGAAAGUAUUCGUCCAGAUACAAGCCUAGUGUCUAUUAUGACGAUCAACAAUGAGAUUGGAGUCAAGCAGCCCAUAAAGGAAAUAGGUCAGCUGUGCCGUUCCAAGAAUGUCUUCCUCCACACGGAUGCUGCUCAGGCCGUGGGCAAAAUCCCCAUUGACGUAUCGGACUUGAAGGUGGAUCUGAUGUCGAUCAGCGGCCAUAAAAUAUAUGGCCCUAAAGGUGUUGGGGCUCUAUAUGUGAGGAGGAGGCCGAGGGUGCGCAUCGAGCCUCUGCAGAAUGGUGGUGGGCAGGAGAGGGGACUUCGCUCAGGCACGGUCCCCACACCUCUGGCAGUGGGGCUGGGAGCAGCCUGUGAGAUUGCCCAGCAGGAGAUGGAGUAUGAUCACAAACGGGUGUCCAUGCUGGCCAAUCGCCUGAUUCAGAAAAUCAUGUCAGAAAUCCCAGAUGUCAUCAUGAACGGUGACGCAGAGCAUCGCUACUCAGGAUGCAUCAAUCUCUCCUUUGCCUAUGUGGAGGGGGAAAGUUUGUUGAUGGCACUAAAGGAUGUGGCCCUUUCGUCUGGAAGCGCCUGCACCUCUGCUUCCCUGGAGCCCUCUUACGUUCUCAGGGCAAUUGGAGCUGAUGAGGACCUGGCCCACUCCUCCAUCAGGUUUGGAAUUGGUCGCUUCACUACGGAGGAUGAAGUGGACUUCACAGCAGAAAAGUUAAUUCAACAGGUCAAACGGCUAAGGGACAUGAGCCCCUUAUGGGAGAUGGUGCAGGAGGGGAUUGACCUGAAGAGCAUCAAAUGGACGCAGCACUAAGACAACUGUAUAGGAGAGGAAGCAGAGGAUAGAGCCUUGUGAAUACUUAUUUUGUAUAGUUACGGAAAGGAUGCCAUUCCCAGCAUGAAUGGGACACUCUCAAAGAAACACGCACAAAUACAUGACUUAUUUUUGGGGAAAUGAGUUUGUUUAUAUUGGCAGACCAUUGUCUGUCCUUUCCAUUUCAUUUAUAUAAAUUUGGUCAGAGCA
Alosa alosa (allis shad) is the source of this 1749-nucleotide messenger RNA. RefSeq names its product NFS1 cysteine desulfurase (gene nfs1). The transcript is spliced from 14 exons. The record is from RefSeq and is a predicted model, not a curated record. Gene Ontology annotation, molecular function: pyridoxal phosphate binding; cysteine desulfurase activity. Gene Ontology annotation, cellular component: mitochondrion; cytosol; nucleus. NCBI's taxonomy places the organism in Eukaryota, Metazoa, Chordata, Actinopteri, Clupeiformes, Clupeidae. Gene Ontology annotation, biological process: [2Fe-2S] cluster assembly. Bases 187 to 1539 code for a protein of 450 amino acids.